Ruditapes philippinarum (Manila clam) is the source of this 1974-nucleotide messenger RNA. Its product is annotated as endoglucanase A-like. Gene Ontology annotation, biological process: carbohydrate metabolic process. Gene Ontology annotation, molecular function: hydrolase activity, hydrolyzing O-glycosyl compounds; polysaccharide binding. NCBI's taxonomy places the organism in Eukaryota, Metazoa, Mollusca, Bivalvia, Venerida, Veneridae. The record is from RefSeq and is a predicted model, not a curated record. Bases 153 to 1892 code for a protein of 579 amino acids. The transcript is spliced from 13 exons.
AAGUUCAAUUACAUUCACAUUGUAUUUAUGUGAACGGUGACUAUUAUUUAUCUCUAUAGGAUGGCAAACUAUGUCAACUCUGGUUAUAAAACGACUUAUCUUAAACUACGUAUGAUUAGUCCGCGACGAGGUUUUGUCCUUAGCGCUCAAGGAUGUUGAUAUUGGCUCUGCUAGUAGGUGUUGUGGCUGCGAACCCGGUGACAAUUACCAACCACUGGUACGGUGGGUUCGAGGGAGACUUCACUGUAACUGGCGAAGCUCAUAACUGGAAGGUCCAUUUGAAAUUUAGCCAUCCAGUUGACAAGGUCGAGGUAUGGAAGUUUGCUGUUGAAGGUCGAGUAAAUGGUGGCAAGGAAUUCAUUCUUCGGGCCCUUCCUGCUUUCGCUAAUUUAGCGGCCGGAGCUUCUCUCAAAUGUCAUUUUGUUGCAAGGCAAAGUGGCGAUCAAGUUCCCGCCACAUCAUAUUAUUUGGAAGGGGGCAGCGGUGUCGGCGGUACAAGUACAGGAGGCGGCGGCACGAGCACGGGCACAGGGACCGGUACUCAAACUUCCGGCGGGGGAUCCGGAGGUUCAAAGAACUACAAAGAAGCCCUGAAACUGUCCAUCUUGUUUUACGAUGCUCAAAGGUCCGGCAGACUGCCCGCUAAUAACCCAAUACCAUGGCGUGGAGAUUCCGCCGUAAAUGACGGCGCCGACGGCCAUGACCUCAGCGGGGGCUGGUAUGACGCUGGAGAUCACGUAAAAUUUAACUUACCAAUGGCUUGGUCAACAUGGGUGCUGUUAUACAGUAUGUUAGAGUUCAAGGACGGAUAUGUGUCCGCCGGGCAGAAGGACAUGGCAUGUGAUAUGAUCCGAACACCGCUAGAUUAUUUCCUGAAAUGUUGGAUUCCCGACCAACAGACACUUUAUGUUCAGGUAGGAGAUGGUCAUGCUGACCACGGGUUCUGGGGUCGACCAGAAGACAUGCAUAUGGGACGCCCUGCUUACAAGGUCACGACCUCGUGUCACGGAAGUGACGUAGCUGGAGAUACCGCCGCAGCAAUGGCGGCCGGAUAUAUGGUAUUCAAGGACAUAUGCGGAGAUACUGGACUUGCUAAUAGACUACUCACAGCUUCAAAGAGUUUGUACACUUUUGCUAAAAACAACCGAGGAAAAUACACUGACUGUGUGACACAAGCAAAGGAUUUCUACGGGUCCACCGGUGAUGCUGAUGAGCUUGCCGUUGCCGGGGCAAUGUUGUACAAAGCCACAAACGACCAGGGAUAUCUGAAUGACGCUAAGGGAUUUUACCCUGCUGGAACAGCCUGGAGCUUUAACUGGAACGAUGCCAACGUCGGCGCUGCUCUUCUGCUAUAUGGCAUUACCAAAGAUGGCAAAUAUAAGACCGACAUUGAAGGUCUGGUCAACUCUUUUAGACCAGGUGGUAACGUACAAAAGACACCGUGUGGACUAGCCUGGCGUGACCAGUGGGGACCUAACAGACAUGCCGGAAACGUUGCAUUUGUUGCCACAUUGGCGGCCAAAUAUGGAAUCCAACCAGACGUUUACAAAAAGUGGGCCCUGUCACAAAUCAACUACCUUCUCGGAGACAACAAACUUCAUCUAAGCUAUGAAAUUGGAUACGGAAGUAACUACCCUAAACGACCCCAUCACAGAGGAAGUUCCUGUAAGCCUGGAUAUUGUGCACAAGGUGACGCUCCAAACCCGAACAUUCUAAAUGGUGGUUUAGUUGGAGGACCUGACCAGUGGGAUAAUUAUGACGACAGGAGAGAUGAUUACGUCAAGAAUGAGGUAGCAUGUGAUUACAAUGCUGGUUUCCAGGCUUGUUUAGCAGGUCUCGUUCAUUUCCAACAUACUAACAGUCUACCCGCUGCACCGGCUCCAAAAUGUUAGAGCAGUUUCUUAAAUAUAAUGUAGUAAUAUUAUAUUACAUAAUAUAUUAUAUACAUCUGAAUAAACAAGUAUAAAUAGCAAA